AUGUGUCAGCAGAGAUUUGAGUGGUUCUUAAAAGAACGUAGUGAGAUUCACAAGGACAUCGAAGCAUUUUUGUUGAUGGUUUUGGAGUAUUGUUUGAAGAUGGAAGAACUGGCAAAAAAACGUUAUACAAUAAACGUGUAUGCUGAUAAAAUGAGUGAUAAUUUAAUUUCAUUGUUGAAAUCGUUGUGUUUCAUACACGCUCUGUAUGGCUACCCCCAGGCGAACUCCGAUGAAACAG
Messenger RNA from Paramuricea clavata, 238 nucleotides. The record is from the annotation of a GenBank genome assembly. Lineage: Eukaryota; Metazoa; Cnidaria; Anthozoa; Malacalcyonacea; Plexauridae.